AUGCUCCUGAACCUUCUUACCAUGCUCCUGCUCCAAGUUACCAUGCUCCUGAACCUUCUUACCACGCUCCUGCCCCUACCUACCACGCUCCUGCCCCAUCCUACCAUGCUCCUUCCUACGAAGAGAAGCACGAGAAGGGAAUGCCUUUCGACUUCGAGUAUGCCGUCAAGGACGACUACAAGGGCCUCGACUUCGGUCACAACUCCAACUCCGACGGGAACCUCGUGACCGGUAAGUACUACGUCCUCCUCCCCGACGGUCGCACUCAGAUCGUCACUUACACCGCCGACCACUACAACGGGUACCAGGCUGAGGUCACUUACGAGGGCGAAGCCAAGUACCCUGAACCCAAGCCCUACGCCCCUGCCCCAGCCUAUGGUCAUCCUGCCCCAGCUUAUGGAACGCCAGCUCCAUCCUACGGUCACCCGGAACCCGCUUACGGAACACCAGCUCCUGCCUACGGAGCCCCAGAAUACUAAACCUCUCGAAUUAAAUUAUGUCUAAAUAAUUUAUUUAUUUUCAUAAAUAAAGGUCGAUUUUAAGAAUA
Molecule: messenger RNA, 547 nt
Organism: Macrobrachium nipponense
Lineage: Eukaryota; Metazoa; Arthropoda; Malacostraca; Decapoda; Palaemonidae
Product: cuticle protein 19-like
Exons: 2
Coding region: 141-479 (112 amino acids)
Cellular component (GO): extracellular matrix
Source: RefSeq, a predicted model, not a curated record